This is a messenger RNA of Planococcus citri (citrus mealybug), 1780 nucleotides long. Its product is annotated as syntaxin-7-like. Lineage: Eukaryota; Metazoa; Arthropoda; Insecta; Hemiptera; Pseudococcidae. Gene Ontology annotation, cellular component: endomembrane system; SNARE complex; synaptic vesicle. The record is from RefSeq and is a predicted model, not a curated record. The coding region runs from base 227 to 1066 and encodes 279 amino acids. The transcript is spliced from 7 exons. Gene Ontology annotation, molecular function: SNAP receptor activity; SNARE binding. Gene Ontology annotation, biological process: vesicle-mediated transport; intracellular protein transport; vesicle fusion.
UCACCAGAAAUCACUGAUAAAUGGAUGUAAUAAAUUUUUCAGUAACAACAUGAAAUUUUCGUUUGUAAAAUUCUAAAUUCAAGUCGUUUUAGUUCCUGGAUCGAAUUGAAAAAUAUCAUGACUAUCUAGCUCUUGUUUUACUAUCAUCAAUCGCCAUUCGCACCAUAAAAUAAGAAGAUUUUAUUGUUCAUUUCAUCGUGUACCUUGUGCGUAAUUAAGUGUCAUCAUGAAUUCCUCUGGUAACCAAUUCACCAGCAUCAAUGUGGAACCCGAUAGCAAUAGAAAAUUCAGCCGAAUAUCUCAGAACAUCGGAUCGGAUAUUCAGAAAAUUUCACAAAAUGUUUCCUCCAUGAAACGAAUGGUCAACUUGGUCGGAACGGCCCAAGAUUCACACGAGCUUCGGCAGCAGUUGCAAAAAAUCCAACAAUAUACGCAGCAGUUGGUGAAAGAUACAAACAACAGUUUAAAUACUCUUAAUAGCAUUCCUCUUUCGUCUGAAGAAAGACAAUUUAGAAUGCAGCGAGAACGUUUAACAGAUGAAUACACAGCUGCGUUAAAUAUGUUUCAAGCUACUCAAAGAGAAGCGUUGAAGAAAGAAAGUCGACAAGUGCAACUCAAAAGAGCAUCUGUGCAUAGUAAUUCUGUAGCAAUACCGCCCCCUCCGUCGAAUGAUCCGUUCAGAGAUGAUUUACAUGCUAAUCAAUUAAUCGAGCUACAAGAUGACAGAGGAAGCAAAACACAGACUUAUGACUAUCAAACAGAAAACGAACGCAAUAAUCUGCAACAAUUGGCUGAGCAGGAAGAAGCAAUUCGUAAUUUAGAACGAGAUAUAAACGAUGUUAAUGAAAUUUACAAGAGUUUGGGGCGACUGGUGCACGAUCAAGGGGAGACCAUCGAUAGUAUCGAAGCGAACAUUGAAAGAGCUCAUAUUAACGUUCGUCAAGGAACAUCGGAAUUGAGAAAAGCUAGUAACUAUAUGACGCAAGCUCGUAAAAAGAAAUUUUACUUGAUCGCAAUUUUAGCAUUCAUUCUUUUGGUUAUAUUUUUACUUUGGAAAUACUCGUAGGCGAAUUUCAUAUUAAUCGAAAAGAUAAGCUGUAGCACCGAACCCACGUUGCAGCCAUUUCGUCGGCUUUCUUUACGUAUUCCAAAAAUAUUUCUUAAGCGUAUGUUUAUUUCGAACAUGUACAAUUCUUCAAUAUUUACCAAAUUAUUUUAAGAAAUUUAUUAGUCAAUGAGAAUCGUAAUCUAUCGUAAUGUUACUUAUCGCCCAUAAAAUCUUAUUUUCUAUUGAGAUCAGUCCAGUUUCUACUGAAUGGCUGUGCUAUGAUGCAGUUUAGUUACCUGUAAGGAAUUGCGAAUACUCGAAGGAUUUUUGGUCGCGAUCAUCGCAGGUACAGCCAUAAUUAUGUAAAUUCGUGUGAAAUACCUUUGUAAUUUAAUUUUUUUCCUCUUUUUUCGUUUAUUUUGUAUACACGUUAUCGCCAAACUAAUUUUGCUUAAUGUGUUGAAGUUUGGAUGUUUAAUUUUUUUAAAUUUUUUUCCUAUCGUCGAAUUCAGCUAAAUGUAAAUGAUUUUAUUAUUCAUAGGGUAUACUUAUUUUGUGUUUCAUUGUACUAUACAUUGUAUAUUUAUUUUUCGGUUUACACCGCCCAUUGUUAUCGCUUGCAAUUUGUUUAUUUUAUCUGUUAUUCGGUUACAAACCUGUGUUUUAUAUUGAAUAGGAAUAAUAUAUUACUCUAUCGACAUUGUUGACUAAUAACACCAUAUUUUUAUCAAA